AUGGAGUCCAUCGGUGCCAAGACUUUGGAAGAGGAUAAGAAGAGGUUGAUUCUCGAGAUCCUCAGCAUCGUCCUUGCCGUAAUCCCCUUUAUCGGCAAAGCUAGAGGAGCGUUGUUUGGCGGAGUCGCCAUGAUCUCCCGUAUUGCCUCUCUCGUUGACGUGACCGGUUCUGCUGGCUUCACUGCAUACGAUACCGUGAAAGACCCGAAAUCAGCGCCUUUUGCGACCUUGGGGUUGUUCGUUGGAGCAUUCGGCAGCGACGUUAGGUCCAGGAAGGAGGCUUUUAGUGAGGCGGCCAAGGCGCAUAAGGGUCUGCCGGCAUCUGACCUUGUUAAGUUCGGGGAUGACUUUGUGCGAGCGACACCAAGAUGCAGGAAAUUGUCGACGCCUGUCUGA
Molecule: messenger RNA, 396 nt
Organism: Colletotrichum truncatum
Lineage: Eukaryota; Fungi; Ascomycota; Sordariomycetes; Glomerellales; Glomerellaceae
Source: RefSeq, a predicted model, not a curated record